Molecule: messenger RNA, 423 nt
Organism: Leishmania braziliensis MHOM/BR/75/M2904
Lineage: Eukaryota; Euglenozoa; Kinetoplastea; Trypanosomatida; Trypanosomatidae
Exons: 1
Coding region: 1-423 (140 amino acids)
Source: RefSeq, a predicted model, not a curated record
AUGCGCCGUGCCACGUUGUCCGUAGCCGUGUGCUGCGCGCAACCAGCGGUAGCACUCACCCCUGUGCGUACCAUUAUUGCUGCCAAGGGCAUCGUAGAAAACCGUAUUGCCAAGCACUACACAAACCGCACCAUCGAGGAAUCCAAAACAGAGCGUGCGGAAGGCAUUAAAAAGACGCUUCACCCCAAUCCAUGCAACCGCAAGGAGGAACUUAGCCACCUCACCCAGCACUGCAGUUAUGAGUACGUGCCAGAGUUUCAGCGGUGGGCAAAUGACAUGAUGGCCGUGUAUAGCGACCCGCAGGGAUACGGGCAUGAUAUGGCAUAUCAUUACCACCGAAUCUGGAAGGCGAAGAGCCUGACGCGCCGUGGCGUGGAGGAUGGCAGCGGCGCCUUUGAUGUGUGCCGCGUUCAUCCGCAUUGA